This is a messenger RNA of Sciurus carolinensis (gray squirrel), 3528 nucleotides long. It is a transcript of the gene Pcsk4, whose product is annotated as proprotein convertase subtilisin/kexin type 4. The transcript has 15 exons. Gene Ontology annotation, molecular function: serine-type endopeptidase activity. Gene Ontology annotation, cellular component: Golgi membrane; trans-Golgi network. Gene Ontology annotation, biological process: peptide hormone processing. The record is from RefSeq and is a predicted model, not a curated record. The coding region runs from base 262 to 2412 and encodes 716 amino acids. Lineage: Eukaryota; Metazoa; Chordata; Mammalia; Rodentia; Sciuridae.
CCUGCUCCUCGGGGCCAGAGUUGGGUCCGUGUACAAAUGAGGAAACUGAGGCUCCUGAGGGCUUAGGUCUGUGGACACGCGUGCCCUCCUACGGCUCCUGUCGCAUCUUCCCGCCCCACUUGGGGGAACCGCAAGGCCCCCUGGGAGUUGAAGCCCUCGGGUUGCUAUGGCGCCGGGGGUCCGGCGGGCGCCGGGCCGACUCGGCGGUUUGGCCAGAGGGAGGCGCUUUCCGGAGGCCCCGCCCUCGGUCCCGCCCCCGCCAUGCGGCCCGCCCCGACUGCGCUCUGGCUGCGCCUGGCCUGGGCUCUGGCCCUGAGCCUGGGCUUGGUCCGCCCCCUGGCUGUGGCCUGGGCCACGACCCCAGCCCCCAUCUACGUCGGCAGCUGGGCGGUGCGGGUGACACAGGGUUACCGGGAGGUCGAGCGCCUGGCACGCAAAUUCGGCUUCGUCAACCUGGGGCAGAUCUUCCCUGAGGGGCAGUACUUCCACCUGCGACACCGGGGUGUGGCCCAGCAGUCCCUGACUCCUCACUGGGGCCACCGCCUCCGCCUGAAGAAAGACCCCAAGGUGCAGUGGUUCGAGCAGCAGACGCUGCAGCGGCGAUUUAAGCGCUCCUUUGCGGAGCCCAGUGACCCCUGGUUCUCCAAGCAGUGGUACAUGAAUAACAAGGUGCAGCCAGACCUGAACAUCCUGCAGGUCUGGAGCCAGGGCCUGACUGGCCAGGGGGUCGUGGUCUCCAUCCUGGACGAUGGCAUCGAGAAGGACCACCCAGAUCUCUGGGCCAAUUAUGACCCCCUGGCCAGCUACGACUUCAACGACUACGACCCGGAUCCUCAGCCUCGCUACACUCCCAGUGAUGAGAACCGGCAUGGGACGCGCUGUGCUGGGGAGGUGGCCGCAAUAGCAAACAACCACUUCUGCGGGGCGGGUGUGGCCUUCAAUGCCCGGAUUGGAGGCGUGCGCAUGCUGGACGGCACCAUCACGGACGUCGUGGAGGCCCGGUCCCUGAGCCUGCAGCCUCAGCACAUCCACAUCUACAGCGCCAGCUGGGGCCCCGAGGACGACGGCCGCACCGUGGACGGCCCAGGCAUCCUCACUAGGGAGGCCUUCCGCCUGGGGGUCACCAAGGGCCGCGGCGGGCUGGGCACGCUCUUCGUCUGGGCCUCGGGGAACGGCGGCCUGCACUACGACAACUGCAACUGCGACGGCUACACCAACAGCAUCCACACGCUGUCCGUGGGCAGCACCACCCGGCAGGGCCGCGUGCCUUGGUACAGCGAGGCCUGCGCCUCCACGCUCACCACCACCUACAGCAGCGGGGUGGUCACCGACCCCCAGAUCGUCACCACGGAUCUGCACCACCAGUGCACAGACAGGCACACUGGCACCUCAGCCUCUGCCCCGCUGGCCGCAGGCAUGAUCGCCCUGGCUCUGGAGGCCAACCCAUUUCUGACCUGGAGGGACAUGCAGCACCUGGUGGUCCGAGCGUCCAGACCAGCGCAGCUGCAGGCCGAAGACUGGAGGAUCAAUGGUGUGGGGCGCCAAGUGAGCCACCACUACGGCUACGGGCUGCUGGAUGCCGGGCUGCUGGUGGACAUGGCUCGCACCUGGCUGCCCACACAGCCCCAGAAGAAAUGUGCCAUCCUGGUUGUGCAUGUCCCCACCCCCAUCCUGCCUCGGAUGCACGUGAAGAAGGAAGUGUCUGCCUGUGCCGGCCAUCACAACUACAUCCGCUCCCUGGAGCACGUGCAAGUGCAGCUGUCCCUGUCCUAUAGCCGCCGCGGGGACCUGGAGAUCUCCCUGACCAGCCCCAUGGGUACCCGCUCCACACUCGUGGCCAUCAGGCCCUUGGAUGUCAGCCGCCAAGGCUACAACAACUGGAUCUUCAUGUCCACCCACUUCUGGGACGAGGACCCUCAGGGCUUGUGGACCCUGGGCCUGGAGAACAAGGGCUACUAUUUCAACACUGGAAUGCUGUACCGCUACACGCUGCUGCUCUACGGGACAGCCGAGGACAUGAUGGAGCGGCCCUCAGACCCCCAGGUGACCAGCAGCGCGUGUGUGCAGCGGGACACGGAGGGGCUGUGCCAGGCAGAAUGUGACGGCCCUGCCUACAUCCUGGGCCACCUCUGCCUCCCCCACUGCCCGCCCAGGUACUUCAACAGCACCCAGCAGGCGGUGACCGCGGGGCCUGCCCUCCGCGUGUGCGGCCGCUGCCACGCCUCCUGCUACACCUGCCGAGGCAGCUCUGCACACGACUGCACCACCUGCCCCCCGCCCCGCACGCUGGACGAGCACCAGGGCUCCUGCUCAGGGACGCCAUCCCCAGUGGCCACCAGCAGCCCGUGGCCACCGCCUGCUCCGGCUGUUGCUGCUGCUGCCAGGCCCGAGCCUUGGUGUUGGUCCUGUUGACCGUGGCCCUGAGCGUCUCCUCCUCUGCAGCACCAAGGGCUGCCCACUGUGGGCCGGGCUCCCGAUGACCGGCCUCGCCAGCCACCACCCCAGCGCCAGCUGCUGCUGGAACCUGGGACAUCUGACUUGGAGCACGGAAAGCCACCUCCGCCUGGGCCCAAAUGGGCACGGCUGCCCUGCCCCAGAGAGCCUUGGCUGGCCACCCGCAGCCACAGGCCGGGGCAUGGGCUGCGUGGAACCUCGUGGCCUGGACCGAGCAGCCCCGCGCGAAAGAGAGAGAGAAGUCUUGGCACAGAUGUGGGGUGGGGUGGGGUGAGCAGAGUCAGACCACAGCCACCAGUGCCCUGCUGCCCCGUCCAGGCAGUCUUGAGCACCAGGUUCAGCCUCCUGAGUUUGCAAAUAAAGGUUGAGUCAAGGUGCCAGGCCUGUGGCGUCCUUCGGGGCGGGGCGGGCCUAACACGCACCUGCCAGUCUCAGGCUGGGGUCCUCCCCAGCCCUGCUCUGCACUGGGAAACUGCCUUCCUUGGACAUCAGCCCUGGAGGAUCAGCAGACCACACAAGAAGAGUCCGGCCCCAGCCCAGAGACCUCAGACCUGGGGGGACGCAGGGGAGGGAUUCAAGCUCGGAACUAGGCCACUCUCCCAACCCUCCCUCACUGCCACACUGGAGCACCCAUGCCGCUGGGCAACAGACCAACAGGUGUGCGCCUCCGCCCCAGCAUCUCAGUCCCAGGGCAGACGCGAGAACCCAACAACGCUGGCACGGAAGCCUCUCAGGCUCUCAACAGCACUGUUCCCAGCAGCCAGAAGUGGAACAGCUCUGCCGUGGGUUGAUGGACAAGCACAGGUCCAUCUACCUGGAGCGUCCCUCAGCCAGGGCUCAGCCAGGGCAGGAGCGAGGUGACACAGCUGAGCGCGGAUGCUCAGUGGGAACCAGACACACAAGGCCACAGUGUGUGACCCAGUGACAGGGGGGUCCAGAGACCAGAUGUGAAUCAUGGGUCCCAGGGGCUAGGCCGCGGAGUGGGUGACUGCUCACAGGGACGGGCUUCCUUCUGAGGUGACAGAAUGUUCUGGAAGCAGACAGUGGUGGUGACUGCUGUGAAUUAAAAAAAAA